Molecule: messenger RNA, 450 nt
Organism: Aspergillus fumigatus Af293
Lineage: Eukaryota; Fungi; Ascomycota; Eurotiomycetes; Eurotiales; Aspergillaceae
Product: putative O-methyltransferase
Source: RefSeq, a predicted model, not a curated record
AUGACUCAGGCUGAUAAACUUCAAGUUAGAGACACAGCAUCAGCUCUGCACGAGCAUACGUUUACCCAGCCGCAAGAGAGAUUUGGGAACCAGCCCUGGGAGUUGGCCAAGGUCAUGCAGACCUUCACACAGAGGAAAGAUCAGGUUAACCUUAGCCGUCACAACUUCAUAAUUGAAUUCGAUGCCUAUGUUAGUAACUCCGCCAUCGCAUGGGUGCGAUUCUAUGCGGCCGGCACGAUCGCAACAAAGGUGAAGCCGAGGGCAGUGAAAUAUGGCCUCGAUCACUGGAAGAAGUUCUAUUUGCCUGACUCGCAGCUCUAUGAAGCUGUAAAGCUGCUCCACAAAGGGUCCCUGAUCAGUGCGGACAAUAUCGAUAUGCCUGAGCUCCUGGAUACUUGGUUUAUGUCAAGGCUGGGGGUCGAGGAGGGAAGGGACUGUUCAGUAUGGUAG